GAACCUUCCCCUUUCCUGUACCCCUGCCCCCAGUGAAGCUGAUCCAGUCAGCCUUGGCUCAAGCCUCCCUUUUGCUGUUGCCCUGUGUGGAAGAUCUUUUUGUUUCCCACCACAAACUCUCCUGAUUCAGCUCCAGGUGGGCUUUGGCUUUCCAACCCCAUGCCUGGAAUACUCAGAACACCUGGCAAAUGAUCUGCAUCAGCAAAGGGCAUCAAGAGGAAGGGAGAGGAAAGCAUUUCCCUGGAGAAGCAGUGUCCAGUGGGCGUUGGAGUGAGGUGAGAGGGAGGAGAGAGCAGCAGGCAGGACGUGCUGCGAGGAGAGGAGCCUUUGUGUGCUCUGCUGCUCUGUGCGGGGCAGGGCAGAGCUGGGGCUGUCCCUGCAGAGGCAGCUGCCAACAAUGGCAAGGCACUGCCCCGAGCCAACAUCCCCUGCCUGCACGGGACCCUGCGGCAUGGGGACACAUCCUGUGCUGCACGGACACGCUCCCAUCCCGGGUGUCCUCAGGCCUUGCACGGCACACGUGAAAGGAGCUGCAGCACAGACCAAGCAUGUCAGAAAUGAGGAAAUGAAAUGGCAGCGUUGAUGGGAAUCAAACCACAAUGUGUGGCGUUAGGGAGGAGAUUUUGCUGUGGAGGUGAAUGUGUUGGAAAAUUACUGUCCUUGUGUAGUGCCUGUGGGCCUGGGGCAGUGCAGGAGCAGUAUAAAAGGGGGCCCUUCUCCUGGCUCUCUCAUUCACUCCUCUCACCUCCAUCUCCUUGGGAUCAAGGUGAGUCUCAAGCCCUUUCUUUUCUUCCCCCUUUGGCCUUUUUGAUCACAUUCUCUGCUUUUAAUCCCAUCUGUGUUCUUGACAACAGCUUGUUAUGGGGGAGGGAAGGGGCAGAAGCCGUGCAUGGAGAGAGGCUGGGUUUUGUCUGAGAUGUCUCCUGAGUUCUGGCCAAGACGUGGAAGUCCCUGGGCUCGGUCACUCUUCAGGAGAUUCUUGGGGGCUUGAGCAAACAGUGAGGCUGCUGGGCCUCUCUAAGCAACCUCCAGCUAUCUUCUGCUUCUCUGCUUUUCUCCAUCACAGUGGCCCAUCACACUGCUGUGACAUAGCCCUUUCUGAGCUCUGCUUGCUCCUCUCCUCUCUGCCCCACAGGUGCAUCUGCAGCCCCAAGACAUGUCCUGCUACACCCCGUGCCGGCCCUGCCAGCCCUGCGGCCCCACCCCGCUGGCCAACAGCUGCAACGAGCCCUGUGUCAGGCAGUGCCAGGACUCCACCGUCAUCAUCGAACCCUCGCCCGUGGUGGUGACCCUGCCCGGCCCCAUCCUCAGCUCCUUCCCACAGAACACCGUCGUGGGAUCCUCCACCUCGGCUGCUGUUGGCAGCAUCCUCAGCUCUCAGGGAGUGCCCAUCAACUCUGGGGGCUUUGGCCUCUCGGGCUUGGGCAGUGGCCUCUGUGGCACGAGGUGCCUCCCCUGCUGAAGCUGCUGGUGACGGCCCUGGGGAAGGAAGCCAGGGACUCACAGAACAGUA
Molecule: messenger RNA, 1513 nt
Organism: Cyanistes caeruleus (blue tit)
Lineage: Eukaryota; Metazoa; Chordata; Aves; Passeriformes; Paridae
Source: RefSeq, a predicted model, not a curated record